GCAGAAGAAGAUUCAGACAUAAGUGAAUCUGAGAUGGAAGACUAUGAAGAAAAAGUAUAUCAACAGCUUAAAAAUGGUAAGUUUACUGUUAAAUCGUCUGAUCUUAAGUUUAGAUGUCCUUUCUGCUUAAAUAAAAAGAAAAAAGACUAUGAAUACAGACAUCUAGUUCCACAUGCUAAAGGUGCUGGUAAAAAAGGAUCUUCACUUAAGAAAUAUCGAGAAAAGGCUAAACAUUUAGCUCUAGCUAGGUAUUUGGAGAAGGAUUGUGCACCAGUUAGCAGGGAUCCUAUGGAGGAGGAGGAUGAGAUAGAAGAGGGGCAAAUUGUGGAUGAUGAUGGUUCAUCUAAUGUGGUGGAGGACGAGAAAUUUUUGUACCCAUGGAAAGGUAUUCUUGUGAAUGUUGAGAGAGAGUUUAAAGAUGGACGGUAUAUUUCCCAAAGUGGGAACCGGAUUAAAGAGCAAUUGGCAAAGUUUGAUCCUGUAAAAGUACACAUUCUUUGGGAUGGUCGUGGGAGUACUGGUAAAGCGAUUGUCGAAUUUUCUAAAGAUUGGUCUGGUUUUCGUAAUGCAAUGUCAUUUGAGAGUGAGUUUAAUAGGACUGGCCGUGGGAAAGGGCAGUAUCGUUUCGAUAGAGGUGGGUCGGGAGGUAUGUAUGGAUGGGUUGUGAGGGAAGAUGAUUAUAAUAAAUCAGUUGGUGUUAUGAGGAAGUACUUGUCUAAAAAUGGAGAUUUGAAAACAAUUAAAGAUAUCGAAGAUGAAGAUGAAAGGCUAAAGAAGCAACUUGUUACAAAUUUAGUUCAAUUGGUUGAUGAGAAGAAUAAGGAUCUGGAAGAAGUUAAGCUUCAAUACUAUGAGACCAGCUACUCUUUCAAGAACUUGGCGGUUCAACAUGAUAUGCUAAAUAAAAAAUAUAAUGAAGAGACAUUAAAGAUGCAACAAGAUCAGAAGGAUCGUUUAGAGAAGAUGUCUAGUGAGCGUGAAGAACUCAAAUUGGAAAUGGAAUCUCAGAAGGAAGAGCUAAAGAUGCAGAGAGAAGAGUUGGAGAAAUUUAAGGCACAAAGCGAAAGUGAGAAAGAGAAACUUCUCGAAGAGAUACAAAAGAAUGCGAUGAAAAUUAGUAACCUUGAAAUGGCAGAAUUGGAGCAAAGCAAAUUAGACCAAAAUUUAUUGAGGAUUGUAGAAGAGCAAACGAGGAUGAAAGAGGCUCUCGCCAGAGAAAGAAUUGAAGAGGAUAAGAAUAUGGAUGCCAAAAAUAAACUGGAAUUAGAGGUUGAACAGUUGACAUGGAAAUUGAAAUCCUUGACAUCCAAGGCAGGUGACGAUGCAGACUUGGAGUUGAAGAAGAUGGCAGAAGAUUUGAAAGACAAGAAAGAAGAACUCGAAUACCUUGAAGACAUGAACCAGACUCUACUAGCCAAGUCUCUUGAAAGCAAUGAUGAGCUGCAGGAAGCUCGAAAAGAAUUAAUCAAGGAACUGAGAGACAUGGGUAAUAAUCGUGCGGUCAUCCGAGUUAAGAGAAUGGGGGAAAUCGAUGUUAAACCUUUCCUUGAAGCAUGCAAGAAGAAGUACAGUGCUGAUGAAGCAGACAUCAAGGCUUCUGUAAUUUGCAGUAAUUGGCAAGAGGCACUUAAAGACCCAAGUUGGUUUCCUUUUUGCAAUGUCAAGGUUGGGGAUGAUGUUUUUAAGACGGAAAUAGAUGAGAAGGAUGAAAAGCUGAGUCGUCUAAGGAAUGGCAUGGGUGAAGAGGUAUUCAAAGCUGUGGCAAAUGCAUUGUUGGAGUUGAAUGAAUACAAUGGGAGUGGGAGGUACAUAGUCCCAGAACUGUGGAAUUUCAAAGACGGGAGAAGGGCCACACUGAAGGAAGGAAUUCAGAGAUUAAGCAAAUCAAAGAAAAAGUAGUGAACUACUAUAAUUCAUCAAUUAAGAAAUUCCAAGGAUCGCUUCUCAGUGGAACCUCAGCUUGCUGGACUGCAAUAAUUAAAAAUAUGCGUCGAAUAUAGUUAUUGGAUUAGCCAUUGCAAUAAUACUCUGCAAGAACCAUGUUUUGAUCGAACCCUUGAAUUGUCAAAGAGUUUAUCUUAAUUUGAUUUUAU
Messenger RNA from Papaver somniferum (opium poppy), 2093 nucleotides. RefSeq names its product factor of DNA methylation 5-like. Gene Ontology annotation, biological process: gene silencing by siRNA-directed DNA methylation. Lineage: Eukaryota; Viridiplantae; Streptophyta; Magnoliopsida; Ranunculales; Papaveraceae. The record is from RefSeq and is a predicted model, not a curated record. The transcript is spliced from 6 exons. Bases 34 to 1899 code for a protein of 621 amino acids.